Neoarius graeffei (lesser salmon catfish) is the source of this 5746-nucleotide messenger RNA. It is a transcript of the gene rabl6b, whose product is annotated as RAB, member RAS oncogene family-like 6b. The record is from RefSeq and is a predicted model, not a curated record. Gene Ontology annotation, molecular function: GTP binding; GTPase activity. NCBI's taxonomy places the organism in Eukaryota, Metazoa, Chordata, Actinopteri, Siluriformes, Ariidae. Bases 330 to 2585 code for a protein of 751 amino acids. The transcript has 17 exons. Gene Ontology annotation, cellular component: nucleus; cytosol.
CUACAGGUAUUUGUAUGCUGAUGUGUCCGUAUUGGAAUAUGGCUGUGUCUCGCCAUUAUUCGCUCAGAAAAAUACAGAUUCCAUGCGGCCAUUAUGAACUCGAACUGUGCUCUUAGAGUUUUAUCAUCUGAGGUCAAUGGAGGCAUCGCAGGCUGUUCAUCCAUGAGGAUCAAGCCUUGGUUUCUUCAUAACAGCGUUAUGAUCUAAAACUGAUCCUGUCCUCCAUUAUGGAAGAUAAAGAGUGAAAGUGUGCAGUCGAAAGCCUGCGAGUUAAACCGUGAUCGACACCAGUGAAGAAGUUGAAUUCAAAGCCGCGCCGUGUCGUCGAGAUGUUCUCCGCUCUGAAGAAGCUGGUCGGCUCUGAGACUCCUGUCCAGCAGCGGGACAAGAACAUUCCCGCCGGGCUGCAGUCGAUGAAUCAGAGUCUGCAGAGACGAUUCGCCAAAGGAGUUCAGUACAACAUGAAGAUCGUGAUCCGCGGGGACAGGAACACAGGGAAGAGCACACUGUGGCAGCGUCUGCAGGGAGGGAAGUUCCAGGAGGAGUACAUCCCCACGCAGGAGAUCCAGGUCACCAGCAUCCACUGGAACUACAAGACGACUGACGACGUUGUGAAAGUGGAGGUGUGGGACGUCGUGGAUAAAGGCCAAAAAAUCCCUCUUCCUGAAGGUGUAGGCAGGGGUAAAAAGCGAGGAGACACACUGAAGCUCGAGAACGAUCCUCAGGAGACUGAGAACGAGAUGGCCUUGGACGCGGAGUUUUUGGACGUCUAUAAGAACUGUAACGGCGUCAUCAUGAUGUUCGACAUCACAAAGCAAUGGACUUAUAACUACAUUUUGCGUGAGCUGCCCAGAGUGCCGACCCACGUGCCCGUGUGUGUGCUGGGUAAUCAUCGGGACAUGGGCGAGCACAGGGUCAUCCUUCCUGAUGACAUCAGAGACUUCAUUAACAGCCUCAACAGGCCCCUGGGUUCUUCCUACAUCCACUACGCCGAGUCUUCCAUGAAAAAUGGCUUCGGCCUCAAAUACCUGCACCGGUUUUUCAACAUUCCUUUCUUGCAGCUCCAGAGAGAGACGCUGUUACGGCAGCUAGAGACCAACCAACUGGACAUCGACGCCACGCUGGAGGAGCUGACGGUCCAGCAGGAGACAGAGGAUCAAAACUACGAAAUAUUCCUAGAGAUGAUGGAAGCCCGUGCUAAAGGCUACAGAUCUCCCGGCGAUGCUAACGGUCAAAGCCCAUCGUCAGGCUCUCAGUCCCCCGUGGUCCCAGCAGGCACCAGCUCUACAGGCAGCUCCAGCCCUGGCACUCCACAGCAACCCCCUGUCGUGGGGCAGAACCCGCAGUUGCCCACGACCUCACCGGCUGUAGAUGCUCAGAUUCCUGCUGCUCCUCCUCCAGCUUCUGCCCCUUCUCCAUCUCCGGCCCAGCAGCCGCAGAAACGCAGCUUCAUCUCCAGGCUGUUCGGCUCGACCGCCGCUCCUGAGGUGCCCACUGCUGUUCCAGAGGCGGAGCCAGCAGCUCCCCGAGCCCCGCCCACGGUGCAGAGUGUGGAUGACUUUGUGCCAGAUGAAGGACUGGAUAGGAGUUUCUUAGACGACAGCGUCCCGUCCAGCACCAAACCCAGCACGAACACACAGCCACACCCGACGACUACGGACAGUGACAGUGAUGGAGAAGGGAGAGGAGGGAACCCGAUGGUCGCAGGGUUUCAGGACGAUCUGGAUCCUGAUGAUGCUGCUCCCAUGCAGCAGCCCAGAUCCUCAGUCCCCAGUAAAGAUCUCAAUAUCACGUUAUCCAGUGACGAGGAUGAGAACACACCUGAACCAGUUGUGGCUAAGGAUGAAGAUCUGGAGAUCCAGCUGGACAGCCAUCUGGAUGAUUUGCGUUCUUUAGCACUGGAGGAAAAACCCAAACCCGUGAAGCCCGUGCCUUCAGUCCAGCCUCAGAUGGUCACCGAGCCUUCGAUCCUCACGCCGACUCCCGCGCACACUCUCUCGCCUCCGAAGCGGGGGAAAGCGAAAGCGGCUCCUCCUCAGGGCGGCGACUCCGAUACGGACCCCGAGGCCCCCGUGGCUCAGCAGUUGCUCUCCUUCAUCAUGGACGACCCUGAUUUUGAGAGCGAAGAGGAGCAGGUGCGGAAAGAGAAAAAGGGUGCUAUCCCUGUCAGGUCUGACCUUCCCGACCUCUCGGAUGACGAACUCGUCCCUGCCGAGCCCUUGAAGUCCUCCAUGCGCUCCUUCAAACACAAGAACGACAGCGACCUUUUCGGCCUGGGCUUCGAGGAGAAAAGCGUCAAGAGCAAAGAGAGCAGUGACGAACAGGAUGAAAAGGAAGUCAAGCACUCCAUGAAAGAGAAGAAGAAAAAGAAGAAGAAGAGUAAAGAGGAUGAAGAGAAAAGCAGCAAAAAGAAGAAACACAAGAAGAAGGAGCGCGAGGAGCCAGAAGGAGCCGGAGAUGAGAAAGAGAAGAAAAAGAAAAAGUCCCGGAACAAGAAAGUCGGCGAGCUGGAUGAUUUGGAAGCCUUCCUGGGUGGAGGAGAAACGGUGGAAAAGAGAGAAGAGGGAGACUACGAGGAGCUCUAGAGGACGAAACGUGGCGAAUUUUUAACCUGCACUACUGGCCUUGAUUUGGCUUCGGCAUUUCAGCAGCACGGUUCUCGACAUUUUGUGUGUGUGUGUGUGUGUGUGUGUGUGUGUGUGUGUGUGUGUGUGUGUGUGUGUGAAACUCACUCUGUUUGUGAGUGAUGUUCAAACCUGCUCUUGGUCACGUGUCAUUUCUACCACGGAGGAGCGAAGGGAGGCUCCUUCUGUAACUCCAGCUGCAAUAAGUGGAGAAGCCAUUGAGAUCUCCUGCAUGUAACUUUUUUUUCCCCCCCCUCCUUCUUUUUCUUCUCCAGGGUGAAGAUUCAACUGGCUUCUCGCUUUUCUACUGUAUCUGUUUGCUUUUUUUUUUUAAAUUUAAUUUAAUUUUUUUGUAUCCACUCCAGAAGCAAACCACUUGGCUUUGAUAAUAAAUUAGCUGUUGUUUUGUAGGCAUGUGCCGAUAAUCAGGUUCAUGAUGUAUCGCGAUAUUUAGGUUGCACGAUAUUAUUAUUGGGCGUUGUUUUUUUUUUUUUUAAUAUAAAGCAGUCACUCUGCAAUCCCACACUUCUAUUCCCCAGAUGAGAAGUCCAUGAAUCGUUUGAACUCUGACUUGAUGGUUAAAACGCCCUCUGAGGCAAACAAGUACAUACGAGGUAUUUAAAACAUAAUGUGUAUAUGGUCAUUUAUCAGCAAUUUUGCAUCCUGUUACAUAGUGACUUGUGUGAAAACUACCAGAGUUGUAUAACAGGACUCGAUGCAAUAAUUACUCCCAAAUUAAAUGUUGAUUUAGAAAUUGACAAUUAGAUCUUGGUACAUGGUGUGUAGUGGAAAGCAAUGUCAAAAAAAUACCAUGUGUACCUGGUAUUUAAUGCUAAGAAGUUUCCAUAAAUGCAUACAUGCUUUACAUGAUGGUUCCUUUAAUAUUAUUUACAUCAACAAUUGAUAAAAUUCGGCCUUAAUAAACCAGAAACCAGAAUAAAAUAACAAGCAAGGAGUAAACCACUUUGUGGGUGUGCCGUUGGAGGAAAAUAAUCAGCGAUAGGGUGGUGUGAAAUGGCCUGAUAUGAGUAAAUAUUGAAUAUUCAUCUGAAACUAAAGGGGUCCUAGCAUUGAGCCCUGAGGUACACCUACUGUUUUUUUUUUCACACUAAUCACUAUACACUUAAAUUUCUCGUUCAAAAAUGACCUUUAUUUGUUUAAGAAAACCAGGUUACACAUUUAUUCUAAGUUUUGCAUUGUCGCACCAAGAACUGCACUACACAAGCAAGUUAUACUCCGUUUAACUAAAGCUCAUUGCUCUGAAUUUCCAACCUUUGAAAAAAAAACGCCUCCUGAAUUUGGAAGUUGUACUCUGAAACUUGAAGGUUUCCUCCGCUUCCGAGUUCGACACGUGCCGUCAAAUCAGCAUGGCGUCAGGAGGAAACAAAGUCGCACGUCUUACCUUUUUAUACAAGUUACGCCGUGUAUACAAGUAUUUGCUUUAGAUCGAUUAACAUACAAGCAUCAUUAUCACUUGUUAAAUGAUGAUACAUCACUUGUCUUAUUAACGUUAGAUGGGAACAUUGUUGCUAACAAAAGACAGACAUCCAUCAAGGGUCCAUGUUUUAUCCUGUCUUUGUAGCUUAAUCAACACGAUUCCAAAUGCGUCAGUACUAUGCACUUGAAUAUCCGACAUGCAAAUCGUUUUCUGGAAAUUACACAACAGUGUUUACACGAACAAAUCCUGGCUCGCUACAACAUUCCUAACGCAACAUUGUGAUUAAUACUGGGAUGUUGGGAAAUGAAACGUAAUAUCGGCACAUGCCUGUUCUGUCGUAAACGCAUGACUCUUACCGUCGGUGUUGGGGCAUGGCUUACCGUUCUUUUCUGUACAUUUAGUUUUGGUGUAUAAUUAGGUGACGUGUGCUGUGUACUGUACUUUGUGCCUGUGUAUAAUUAUUGUUAUUUUUCUCCAAUUUCCAGAAAGACUUUCUUGUAGAUUUCAUUUUGGAAUGAUACGACUUGCAAGGAUUUAACAAUAAUAACAACGACGAAAAAAGCGAUUAUCUGCUACUGGUUCACGUAUAUCGGAAACGUAGGCAGUUUUAUAGGAAUAGUUCAUCCAAAAAUAAUAAACGUCCGAGGUUUCAUUACUUCAGAUCAUUGAUAAGCCGAGACAAUUCAUAUAAAAUAAAAUUAGCUUGUUUGCACGUUCACCAUGAGGCUGAAGUAGCUAAAGUAACAAAAGUGAACAAAAUUGAAAUAACUAACGCGUAUACUUUUAUCACCGCUAAUGGACAACUCCGCCUUCACGAUUAUAGUUUAGCGUGAACUCAAACUAUGCGUUGAAGGAAGAAAUGGCUUCGAGAUGUAGCUACGACGGGUUUGUGUUUUAUAAAUAGCACCGAAGUAAUCAGGUCAUCAUGUAGCUAGAAGUAGCUAGAAGCUUUUACUUGUUCGCAACUUUAGUGCAAAAUUAAGUAAAUGAACUUAAGAGAUUAAAUAUUUCUCGGCGAAGCAAAUCCAGUACACAUGUUUUUGGCUGAACUUCUUUCAGCUCUCAGGUUGGUUGGUCGCCAUUCUGAAAUAUCUGCAGAGGUUUUCAGACAUCCAGGUUACGUUAAAUGUUUUAUAAUAGCAAGUCAAGGUUACUGCACUUCCUAUAUAUACUGUAUAUAUUUUUUCUCACUGAACUAAUGGAGAAUUACCUUUUUUGUUUUUCGUACUCCAAGACACCAUUUUGAUGUGUAUACACAAUGAAUGAGUCAAAGUGACUACAAGAGCUUCAUUGAAAUGAUUUGUAUCUUUAAGGAAAUGGUGGACUGGAUUAAUGAAAGAUUGGUCACUUUCUCCUUCACUCAGUUGUACUUGAUCAGCCGAGGUGUGUGUGUGUCCGUCCGUCCGUCCAGUGCGAUUAGUUUUGAGCUGAAGCUUUUGAAUGGAAGUCUGUCUCCUAGUUUUUUGGAAACAAAUCUGGAUUUAGAUUGCUGCAUUCAAACUUUUAUCGUCCGCGUUCAUUUCAUUACAAUUCCACUGCCACACUUUGAAAGGUGGAGCUUGUGGUGUGGAUCGAUACCAAACUGCACUGACGGCAAGGAAAACAGCUUUCCGGUUGUCCAAGAUGGCCGCCUCGAUAACAUUUCAGUGUUCAGCUAUAUGGAAUCAAUUUUAUGCCAAAAUGU